Paramecium sonneborni is the source of this 1687-nucleotide messenger RNA. Lineage: Eukaryota; Ciliophora; Oligohymenophorea; Peniculida; Parameciidae. The record is from the annotation of a GenBank genome assembly.
AUGAAUCAAAAAGUUUGGAUUAGCAUACCAUAAAGUAUAAUUUCAACACAUAAUCCUGAAUUUAUGCAGUGUAUUCUUAGUAAAGUGAAUGGCAAAAAAAGAGUAUUAUAUUGUUAUAAUAAAUAUAUACUAUAUGGAAAGGUUUUAAAAAAUUUUAAUAAUAGGUUGGAGAAAUAGCUAAAAAAUACUUAAAACUCGAAUUUAAUAUAAAAUUUGAAAUACUUUACUAGUAAAUUAUUAGAAAUGGAGAAGAAGAAGAUUGUUUUGGCUAAAUUAUUGGUAUAUAAUUUCAUUUUGAUUAUGGAAUUGGAAUGAUUAGUUCAAAAUUAGGAGGAAGUGAAAAUUAAAUAAAAGAGUUAAGAAAUUUUUUGAGAUCAAGAAUAAAUUAAUUCAAAUUUCAUAAAUAUUUCAGAGUAUUUAAAAAAAUAGGAAAAGGAAAUUUUGCAACAGUAUUAACGAUUAAUUAAUAAAGGUUUAUUUUACAGAGAGAAUUGAAGAUGGAUAAUAAUUUGCAGUAAAAGCAUUUUCAAAGUAAGUGGCUUAUAAUGAAGAGAAUGGAAAGGAUUCAAUAAUAAAUGAAAUUUAAAUAAUGAGGGAAUUAAACAAUAAACAUUUAAUGAAAUUGUAUGAGGUUUAUGAAACAGAAAAUUCUCUUUAUAUGGUAUUGGAAUUGCUAUCUGGAGGUUCAUUAUAUGAUCUGAUAAAGGAUAAAAAAGGAUUAAAAUUAAAAGAAGUUUAAUAAUUAUUAGCAGGAAUAAUGUUAGGAUUAGAAGAAAUGCAUUCUAAGGAUAUUAUGCAUAGAGAUUUAAAAUUAGAAAAUAUUUUAUUCAAAAAAAAGAAGUAAUAUUGAUAAUUUAUAAAAGUUAAUUAUAAUCAGUAGUGAUAGCUGAUUUUGGAUUGGCAACUCAUGUUAAUUAAAAUUAAUAUUUAUAUUAUAGAUGUGGAACACCAGGUUAUGUGGCUCCAGAAGUCAUUAAUUAUAAAGAUAAUAAUGAAAAAUAUUCAUCAAUUUGUGAUAUAUAUAGUUUGGGUCUAAUAUUUUAUAUUUUAUUAUCAGGUAGGCCAGCUUUCUUGGGUAAGACAUAUAAAAUGAUUGUAAAAUAAAAUAGAUAAGCUAUGAUAGAUUUUUCAAUAAAAUAAUUUAAGAGUUUACCAGAAGAUGUAAUGGAUUUAUUGAAAAAGAUGUUAGAAAAGGAUCCUAAAAUAAGAUCAGAUAUUAAAAUAUGUUUAAAUCAUUCUUUUAUAGGCAAUGUUGCUAAAUAGAUUUAAAAUACAGAAUUUAAUGAAGAUAGUGAUAAUGAUGAUAUAGGAUAAAUAGAUGAAGAUAAUGAUGUAGGGAAAAGGAUUAAUCAAAUAAAUUAAUAGUAUGAUCUAUUCCUAUUAUAGAUAUUUUGUCUUUGAAGCAAGUAAAAAUUUGAAUUCUCCAAAUUCAUCAUCAGAUGAUUCACCAGGCCUGAUUUUAAAGAAAGCAACAAAAAAAUAAAAGGAGAUUGAUUCAUGUAUGUAUCUCUCUGGUUAAUCUCCUUUAUUUAAAGGACAAAUUGAUACAAUAGGAAGUAUUCAUUCACUUGAUAUUUAAUCGCCAUAAUUGAAUUAAUAAUUAUCACCUGUUAUUAAAUAGUCGAAAUUCGCUUAAAAUAAAUAGAAAGGAAAUUAGGGUAUACUAAAAUAUGUUACAAAAAAUUGA